Molecule: messenger RNA, 1118 nt
Organism: Kickxella alabastrina
Lineage: Eukaryota; Fungi; Kickxellomycota; Kickxellomycetes; Kickxellales; Kickxellaceae
Exons: 2
Coding region: 66-1052 (328 amino acids)
Biological process (GO): inositol metabolic process; phosphatidylinositol phosphate biosynthetic process; signal transduction
Molecular function (GO): inositol monophosphate 1-phosphatase activity
Source: RefSeq, a predicted model, not a curated record
CUUUGUUAAACAUAUAAUUUUUCAGCUCGAUUAAUUUUUCUUAUAAAAGCCAAAAAGAAACAGCAAUGAGCGCCGAAGAACUGAAGCAGUAUCUUGCCACCGCUAUCGCGCUGGCCAAGGAGGUUGGACCUGCAUUCAAGGACGGGUUCUGGCGCACAGGCCAGUUCUCAAAGACCAGCGACUUUGCAGCUGAGGACAAGCUCGGCAAUGAAGCCGACUGCGUCACUGCUGUCGAUUGCUACAUCGAAAAGACAAUAUUUUCCCGUUUGCGCAAGAUUUACCCGACUCACAAGCUUGUAGGCGAGGAGUCCACUGCCGAGAGCGGAAACGGAUACGUUGUCACAGAUGAUCCCACGUGGAUUGUUGAUCCAGUCGACGGCACCAACAACUUUGUCCACCACUUCCCCUAUACCGGCAUCAGCAUUGGCCUGGCCAUCAACAAGGAGCCUGUGGUUGGCGUUAUUUAUCUGCCAAUUUUGGAAGAGCUCUACACUGCGGCUCGUGGAUCGGGCGCAUUCCUCAACGGCCAGGCUUUGCCUUUGAUCCGCCCGCCUGUGCUCACUUCGCCAACCUCGCUCUCACAGUGCGCCCUGGUCAGCGAGCAUGGGUCGGACAGGUCGGAGAAAACAAUGACGUCCCGCCUGGCGUCAUUCACGCGUCUGCUCACAGAUAAGCAGCAUGGUGGUGGCUGCCUUCAAAACCUCCGUAUCACUGGCGGAGCCUGUCCUGAUCUGACACUCGUGGCUAAGGGAUCCGCCGAGAUGUACUGGGAAUGUGGCCCGCAUGUCUGGGACUUUGCAGCAGGCGUUGUUAUCGUCACUGAAGCUGGCGGUGCCGUGUUUGACGGCACUGGCUGGUGGGGAUCAAAUGUGCCUGAGAGCGAGAGGACUCCGCAGCCGUUGAACAUUUGGAACCGCAAAAUCACGGCUGUCCGCUUUAUUCCAGACCUCCCGGGCAAGCCAGGCAGCGGGCGUCAGCUGCAGAAGCUGCUGGUCAAAGAGCUGCUGGAGCUGGCAGAGGACAUUCCCUAUCCCCCAGACGGCACUCAUUAGAUUAGUUGUGCAUGUAUUCUUAAAUUUUGCUUGUUUAUAAAUAGACGCGAAGUUUAUUAAUAACAA